Molecule: messenger RNA, 834 nt
Organism: Helobdella robusta
Lineage: Eukaryota; Metazoa; Annelida; Clitellata; Rhynchobdellida; Glossiphoniidae
Exons: 3
Coding region: 1-834 (277 amino acids)
Source: RefSeq, a predicted model, not a curated record
AUGCCGAUCAACCUUGUUUACCAGCUGCCUAGCAACGUGACGAACAUUGGUUCGCAUAACGAGUUUGUUGACGAAAUACAGAAAAGUAUCCUGAAGGCGCAUCAACUGGCGCGAGAACGUCUCAAAGCAGCGGCCAUGUACCGCAAACUGCACGUUAUGUGGGAGGAGGAUGCAGAAGAAGAGCCUGCAGCGACACGAGGCGAGGUUUACGGCAGUAAUGAAGCCAGGAACUGUGCUGAACAAAGAGUUAAAAGCAAUCUGUGGAAAAGAUUUGUUAUUGCUAGGGCAGCGAUGUGUGAACUAACGGCGCGUCUUCUGCCCGGGUUUGAUAUGGGUCAGGGUACAACCAGCCUUUCACCCAUGGAGCCCAGCGAAGAGAAGUGUUUGGAUCCGGAAAUUACAGUGUCACAUGGUAAACAAUCAACAGCGGCAGUUUCAUCUGAUACGAAGAAUGCUGAAAGCCAGACAAAGAACUUAGAAGAAGUCCCGUCUAAACUUUCCGCAAUCAACCACACAGAAAACUUAGAAGGAGCCCGGUCUGAAUUUCCCGCGACUAGUCAGGAAUCCGGUGCGAUGAUGCACGAUAAGGCGUGUACAGAGGUUGCUGACGGAUUAUUUCUGGUAGAGCACAGGAGGAAGAAAAACGCGUUGCAAUCCAUUUGGGAGAAUGACUUUGCGGAGAUGGAUGAAUGGGAGUCUGUCAUCGAGGACCGGCGAGAAGGACGAUGGUCAUCAAACAUUGUGUUAAUGACGCCGAACGUGUUGGUGGACCAAGACAGCGGAUCCAACGCGGGCAGCCCCUGCCCAAAGAAAAUGAAGGGAUCAGCCACCUGA